UCAGAACUACAUCUCCCAGCACGCCGCAGGCUCUGCGCGUAAGCGCAAGCUGGCGGGUGUGUGUAGCGGGUGGGGGGAUGGGAUGUUACCCGGAACCAGAAGGCUUCCGCAAGGUGUAAGCGCCGUGCGCAGCGUGCUGUGCCGCCGUGCCACUUUCGUGCCGCGGAGCAGGCCGCGGGUGCUGGGGAACCGCCCGCCAUGUCGACGGUCGCAGCCGCCAGCUGCGACUCGCAGGGCGCGGGGGAGCCGCAGGCGGAGAAGAAGCCGCUGAAGCCCUGCUGCGCCUGCCCCGAGACCAAGAAAGCCCGCGAUGCCUGCAUCAUUGAGAAGGGUGAAGAAAACUGUGGGCACCUCAUUGAAGCUCACAAAGAGUGCAUGAGAGCCCUGGGCUUCAAGAUAUGAGUGAGAUGAACAGGACUGCGAAUGUGGUGAUGUCUCUUGUGUGACUGGUGUUCUGGAAAGCUGAAAAAUAUUAAAUUAUUUCUGCAAGUUGCUUCAAAGGACCGAAUAUAAACAAAGAAUCUAUUUAUAAAGAAUAUCUAAUGAUAGACUAUCACAUCUGUCGCUUUUCCACUGUUAGCUCUUGACUGCUGCUAUAGAAAAUAUAUUUUUUUCCUCUUAAUAAAAAUCUAAAAAUGA
Dromaius novaehollandiae (emu) is the source of this 639-nucleotide messenger RNA. Its product is annotated as cytochrome c oxidase copper chaperone. NCBI's taxonomy places the organism in Eukaryota, Metazoa, Chordata, Aves, Casuariiformes, Dromaiidae. The record is from RefSeq and is a predicted model, not a curated record. Gene Ontology annotation, cellular component: mitochondrial intermembrane space. The transcript has 4 exons. Gene Ontology annotation, biological process: mitochondrial respiratory chain complex IV assembly. Gene Ontology annotation, molecular function: copper ion binding; copper chaperone activity. Bases 199 to 402 code for a protein of 67 amino acids.